AUGGAUAUCACACAGAAAUCAGAUGACUGGUCAGUCUUACGGGACGCGGUCGAACGACGGCGUAUCCAGAAUCGAGUCGCUCAGCGCAAUUAUCGCAGGAAGAGGAAGGAGCUGCUGGAGCAACAAAGGCUAGAGACGGAGAAUGCUCCGUCGUGUCGUUGCUCCGUCUCAGCUCCCGAGUCUAGCAGUUCUUCCAGCACUUCCACCACACACGGCGGCAGCAGCAGCGAUGGCAAUACGAAUCGCGACAGCGGUAGCAGCGCCGAUAUCAGCUGUAGCGAUUAUUUAAACUCGACAAUAUACACCAGUCCUUCCCAACACAUGUCUCAGAUGUGUCUCGGCACAAAUCCGGGAUCCAAAGACCAGGCACCUUUCUUCACUCCCAUACCGAAUACCACUUCGGCGGCACAUGGCACCAACCCAGCCGGAUCGCGGGAAAGCGUUCCAUUUUCUCAAUACGAUGAAUUACAAAAUUACAGUCCUCCCUGUCAGAUGCAGGAUGGUUCAUUAACAUUUGGCCUCGUCAACACAUCCGUGACCUUGGCCAAGCAUGGCGAGCUGGGGCAGUACGAAGAACUGUUCGAAGACUCUUGGUCCGAGGACAACCGGCAGGCGAGCCCAGCACUGACGAACAACCAGGCCCUGGCCCUGCCGACAUCAGACUCCCGCUCGACGGACGCAUCGCGAGACUGGAGGCCGGCCGACGGGCUGACGGCACUACACACGGCCGCCUUCUUCGCGCACGAGUCCAUCAUCGGCAUGAUGCUCGACAAGGGCGCCGACAUUGAGGGGACGAGCGCGGCGGGCCUGACGGCACUCCACAUUGCCUCGCUCCGGGGAUGCCACGGCGUCGUCGCGCUCCUCCUGAGGCGCGGGGCCUACAUUGAGUCGCGAGACGGGGCUGGGCAGACGGCGCUCUGCCUGGCGGCGCGCGAGGGACACGGCGCAACGGUACAGGUGCUGCUCGAUCACCGGGCGUUCCUGGAGGCGGUGGACCACCGGGGAUCGACGCCGCUCCACGCUGCGGUGCGCGGCGGCUGGGAAGAGGUUAUCCAGCUCCUGCUCGACAGCGGGGUCAAGGUCAACGCCAAGGACAGCAGCGGCAGGACAGCGCUGCAUCUGGCGGCUGAGAACGGCCGGGACGGGGUUGUGCGGAUGCUGCUGGCGAGGGGGGUCGACAUUGAUGCCAAGACGAAAUGA
Molecule: messenger RNA, 1200 nt
Organism: Metarhizium brunneum ARSEF 3297
Lineage: Eukaryota; Fungi; Ascomycota; Sordariomycetes; Hypocreales; Clavicipitaceae
Product: Ankyrin-2
Biological process (GO): regulation of DNA-templated transcription
Molecular function (GO): protein binding; DNA-binding transcription factor activity
Source: RefSeq, a predicted model, not a curated record